Messenger RNA from Anas platyrhynchos (mallard), 8063 nucleotides. Its product is annotated as gamma-aminobutyric acid type A receptor subunit alpha3. Gene Ontology annotation, molecular function: extracellular ligand-gated monoatomic ion channel activity; GABA-A receptor activity. Gene Ontology annotation, cellular component: membrane. The record is from RefSeq and is a predicted model, not a curated record. Gene Ontology annotation, biological process: monoatomic ion transmembrane transport. Lineage: Eukaryota; Metazoa; Chordata; Aves; Anseriformes; Anatidae.
AUGCUGUAGCUGCUUUUGGAUCUCUCUUUCAGAGGGCCUUCAGGUGCACUUUGCAACCUUGUCUCUGGCUGGAUAUCCUAGGCCUGAGUUACUGCCUUGUGUGGGACUUUGCUCACCCUGUUCAGGUUGUGAAGACCCAGUGGCUGUGUGCCGAGACCAUGGCGCCCAGGCUCCCGGGAAGGGGGUCUGUCUGUCUCACUGCCCUUGGAGUCCUGGUCCUGCUCUCUGCUCUCCCUGCUGACGCUGGGCUUUCUCAGAAGCAUGUUUCCGACGUCAUUGAUGACAGCAAAGAUAACAUCACCAUUUUCACCCGCAUCCUGGACAGGCUGCUGGAUGGCUACGACAACCGCCUCAGGCCUGGACUCGGAGACAGCGUAACUGAAGUCAAGACAGACAUUUAUGUGACGAGUUUUGGCCCCGUCUCGGACACAGACAUGGAAUACACCAUUGAUGUAUUUUUCCGGCAGUCCUGGAGAGACGAGAGGCUGAAGUUCGACGGUCCCAUGAAGAUACUCCCCCUGAACAACCUGCUGGCCAGUAAGAUCUGGACCCCUGACACCUUCUUCCACAACGGGAAAAAAUCUGUUGCCCACAACAUGACAACACCCAACAAGCUGCUGCGCCUGGUGGACAACGGCACCCUCCUGUACACCAUGAGGCUAACAAUUCAUGCCGAGUGCCCCAUGCACCUGGAGGACUUCCCAAUGGAUGUGCAUGCUUGCCCACUGAAAUUUGGGAGCUAUGCCUACACAAAGACAGAGGUGAUCUACACCUGGACUCUGGGGAAGGAUAAAUCAGUGGAGGUAGCAAAGGGUGGAUCUCGCCUGAACCAGUAUGACCUGCUGGGCCAUGUUGUUGGGACAGAGAUGGUUCGAUCCAGCACAGGGGAGUACGUCGUCAUGACCACACACUUCCACCUCAAGAGGAAGAUCGGGUACUUCGUCAUCCAGACCUACCUGCCCUGCAUUAUGACUGUCAUCCUGUCCCAGGUCUCCUUCUGGCUCAACAGGGAGUCCGUCCCUGCCCGAACGGUUUUUGGUGUCACCACCGUCCUCACCAUGACCACACUAAGCAUCAGCGCAAGAAACUCGUUGCCUAAAGUGGCGUACGCGACGGCCAUGGACUGGUUCAUAGCCGUCUGUUACGCCUUUGUGUUUUCUGCGCUGAUCGAAUUUGCCACCGUCAACUACUUCACCAAGCGCAGCUGGGCUUGGGAUGGCAAGAAGGUGCUGGAGGCCCAAGAGAUGAAGAAAAAAGAACCGGUGGCACUAGCGAAGAAAACCAACAACACCUACAACAUAGUUGGCACCACAUAUGCCCUCAACAUUGCCAAGGACCCCGGCCUGCCCACCAUCUCCAAGAGUGCUGCUGCCACUGCGACGGCCACCAACGUGCCCCCCAAGAUGCCCCGCUUAGAGGAGAAGCUCCCAGAGAGUAAGAAGACAUACAACAGCGUCAGCAAGGUAGACAAGAUGUCCCGCAUCGUCUUUCCAGUCCUCUUUGCCAUUUUCAACUUAGUCUACUGGGCUACCUAUGUAAACCGGGAGUCAGCUAUCAAAGGAAUGAUCCCCAAACAAUAAAACCAGUCCAAUAAACCUUCCAUCAGUGAGCACCACCCAGGCAGGAAUUCUCCAGGGCUUUCUUCUUUCCUGUUUUGUUUAAUUAUUGUUCAUUUGAAAUUACUAUUAGAUAAUUCUUUUAUAAUGUACACAAAACUGUGAUUUUAAUUUAAUCCCGUAUGCAUUUAGUUUUGUUUUAUUUUGGUUUGGUUUUUCUUUGAUGAUGAAAGGAAAAAAAAAAAAAGGAUCAUAACAAGUUGUGCCUCUAACAUCGUGAAUCUGAUGUCCCCACCCACCCAAGUCACCCUGUGCUUCCAUCUCUCCUCCUCCACGGUCUGCAUGCCACUGCCAUCUCACGCUCCUCUCUGCUGGGGGCUGCCUCCCUCCUCCUCCUCUGCAAUGGACUGCCCUAGCGUGGUGGAUACUCCUGGUGGCAUGGGCUCAAGGAUGUGGAGGCCUCCAGAGUCAGUCUCUGGGCUGGUUUUCAGUGCCCGGUGCUUUGUGCUAGGCUGUGCUCCCCUAGGGGCAGGGAGCUGCUCUGGAGAGGGAGUGGUGCUGCAUGGGCCAGCUCCUAGCCCACUGCCUGCUGGGGUGAGUCCCUAGCUGCCAGGGGCUGGUAGAACCAUGGCAGGUGUGGAACAGGGUGACAGCACCUUGUAGGUAUCUACCAGGCUUCCUCCUCUGUCUUCACCAGCUGCUUCAACCAAGCCCAGCUGCUGGUUUCCUCCAUGCUUCUCCCCAGAUGAGAACAGGUGAGAAAGGUCUUGUCUGUCUGACAUCCUGCGCUCUUGGGGCAAUUUGUGUUAGAGGAUGGGAUAUUUCCUACCAGAGAAAUCAUUUUUCCCAGGGUCAGUGAGUGACUGAGGUCAAGACUGAAGCUUUCUAAUGCCUAGGAGGAGAUAGGAGCUGUGAGGCCACAUGCAUUCAGCAUCAGGAAGCCAUAGAGCUCAGACAGAUGGUUUAUCACUUUCUCUUGGCCCCAUCCACUUCUCCUUCUUGACUUCUCUGCUCCCCAAUUCAUCUUCCUUUGGCUACUGUGCAGCCCCCAGUAACAAAUAUCUCGCUGCUUGUGGGUGGAUUUAGGCAGAGAAGCCCCUGCCUCCCAGGGGAGCCACGCUGCCAGGGAGGAGCACAACCCCAGGACAUCCAGCUCAUGGUGCGUUCCUGCUCUCGUGCACCUGAGCAGCAGCAGUGCUGGUUCAGGCCCUUUCCUGCCCCAGCACAUCGGGAACUAUUCUGACACCUGUGGGGGUGCCUGGGGCUCCAGUCAGUCCCCAAGAACCCCCCUGUCCCCUGUGAAUGCAGCUGAGCAUCCUCAUCACCAGGGGAAAACAGCAGAAGGGGAUCUUUGAAAUGGGGUAGUGGUGGUGAUACUGCUGUCCUAGGGAGAUGUGUGACCAGAUAUCAUCUCACAAACCCGCUGAGAUGAGACACAGCUCUAAUACCUGCAAACUCAUCCAAGAAAGCCCUCCAGCGCCUCGGAGAGAGGCUUUUUCUCUCUUCAUGGCCCUUCAGUCAGGGUCCCAAACCAGCAGCUGCCCCCUUCCCAGCAGCAGCACAAGUUGGUGGCAUCCAAACCCUGUCCCUCCUACCCCUCCCUGGUGCCUGGACCCCUGGACACACUGUCCUGCUGCAAGGAGCAAUGUCCUCUGUCUGAGUGCUCAUCCCCAUCCCACAAGUGGCACUGAUCCUGCCAGCAGCCCUGCUCCUGGGGCGGGAUGCGCCACCUCUUUCCUUGGUCACUGGCUGCCCCCUCCACCUGCCCCCUGCACAUUUUGGGUGCACGCAGCCAGCUCGGGGCCCCAGCACCCCCAGCUUGAUGUCUUCAGCAUUGCUUUGAGCCUCUGCGCCGAGCUUGGCACCCCCUGCCAGCGCAGGAGCGGGGCUGAGCACGAGGCGCAGGACUCGCCCCACCUGGAAUAUCCAUGGGGACGGCAGGAAGGAGCGGGGCAGGGCAGGAUGCUUCAUCCUGCAGCGUGCGUGUUGUUGGUGCAUGUCCUGCCCGUCCCUCACCUCUCUUGCUAGCUCAGCAGCAGCGCACAAGGAGAGGAGCUCGGAGACAUUCAGCUCAGCCCCCGGCGUGUCCCGUCCACCAGCAGGCAGCGUGGGGCGAGACGUGGCACAUCCCCCAAGCAGAUGGGAAGGAAACCAGCUGUAGCCAUGCCAUCCGCACCCCAAACCACCUGCGACAUUUCUACAGUGCCUUUCACCCAAGGGCUCCCCGCCAGGCAGCGAGGAGGGGAAAACCCCAGCAUUGUGCUGGAGGAGCGGAGGGAGGAUGCACUGUCCCCAAAUCUGCUGGGCAGGGGGGACAUCCCUGCCACUUUUGCAUUGCCCCAGCACUGCCCUGCACCCCUGUGCCCUUUUUGCUCCCCCCAUGCCAGCACUGUCCCCUCCAGCAGUGGGUGCCCCUGCUGCCACCCCCCAGCUCCCCAGCUGUAACCGCUGAGCUAACCGGCCGUCAGGCUGCUUGUUUGGGAGACUACUUGGAUGUCAUUUUCUUAAAUAAGCUAGAUGAAGUGUAUCUCAUAAAACAUUCAUGUCACUAUAAUACUCAGGCCUAAGUGAAUGAAAUAGAAACCCUAUAAAAAGCAAAACAAACACAAUAAAAUGGUAACAAAGAGGAUAUUGUGUUUACUAACGGAAUUAUGUCAAAGCCAAGCUUAAAUAUGGGAUCCAGUGACUUCGCUGACUUGAGUCUCCUCCUCAGCCCCCUCCACUAGCCUGGGCAUUCCCCAAAAUCCCCUCUGCCUGAGGGCAGCCCUACCUGCUGCACAGUCAGGGUGAGCCUCCUGCCUGUCUUCUCCACUUCUCCUUCCCUCCUGCUGCCCCCAGACCCUUGUUCCUCUGCAGGACACAGUCCGCCAGGCUGGCUUGCCGGUGGCACCCACCUGCUGGCCCAUCUUUGCUCUCCCCAGCUCUGAAAACUUUGCUCCCUGCCGGAUAAAAGGCUCCCUCCCUGGAUCAGUGUUAGCACGCCUUGAAAGCCAAGUCUAUUCCCACCAAAGCCUGGCACUGGCCCCGAGUCUUUUUGCCAGCUGGAAGCAGAAAUACCGGCAUCCUUUGGUUAAAGACAACAAACCAAACAGGAUUUGUAGUUUGGCUUCCAAUCAGGGAAGCAUUUCGGGAAGAUAGUUAUAAAUAAGUGGUUUAGCAUCUCCUGCCAGCAGACAUCACAGAGAAGAUAAUGUUCUUUUUUUAAAAUCUGUCAGAGGCUCAAACUGGGACAUUUCCCUCCCAGCUAACACGAGGCUGCUCAUGGGCCCUUCUUCUAUGGGGCCCUUCUUUUAUAACUGGUCUGUACACAACCAUCGACGGUUUACUCCACAGAAAGCCAGUUGUGCACAGAGUGGGCUCUGCAUUUCACUGUGAACCUCGAUGCUUCAAUAUUUCUUUUCUUUUUGCAAGGCCCAAAGCCCCCUGACUUGAUGAGAGUCUCCCAGGAAGGAAUUAGACCAGAACGAUCUGUUAGCCUGUGCUCCUGCUUUGUAGUCCCAACCUGCGGUUGCAUUCCUCCUGACAAUGCCAGGUGGGUGUUUUGGCACUGGCACCCUGCCCCCGCUCUCCUCUGAGACCACACAUGGGCCAAAUCGGUGUGUUUUUGGGGUGCUCUUCAUGCUUGGGAAGGCAGGGGAUGGUUGAGUCGAGGUCCUCCAGGUGGUCAGGGGAGGCAGCUCGUGGUGGCUGCAAGCACCAGGUCAGUGCUGCAGUGUGAGGGACAGGGAGAAGGGGUCACUGGGCUGGGUGCCACCUGUGCUUCUAAAGGGCUGAUGGGGCUACCCCCAUAUGACUUCUCUGAAAACGCUCCUUGAACAUCACCAGCCAGGGCCGUGACACCCGGGGCACAGCUGCCCGGCUCUUCUCCACGCACCAGGCUCUCUGUGAGCAAAGGCAGCUUCACUGCUCCCUAACUUCUACAACAAGUUGUUGAAGCCAACACAGCUCAUCCCCUCCUGAUCUCCACUAGCUCAGUGGCACUGGUGGGGACCCGGUUCAUUUUCUGUAGGACCACCCCGUGUGAGCAGCCCCCGUGCUUGCUGACCCCAGACACAAGCCCAGCAUGCCAAAAAGGGCCCGACGAGCCUGUUUGUGCAAGCAGCCAUCCUGUGGACACAAGGUACAUCCAUUUCUCAUCUGCUGCCUUGAUUUCUUUUAUCCACAUCUUAGAUUCCUCUCAGCUGCCCCCUGGGGGAGAGUUAUAGGGCUGCAUCACAGGUCAGGAAGGUAUUUCUCUUGCUGCAGGUCAUCUUGUCUGGGAGGACCCUCUGUUCUGCUGAGAAGCUCUCUGAGACCUUCUAAAACCCGGAGCUGUUGCCUCUCCCAGAGACUGCUAUAAAAACAGCCUCUUUGCAGUGCUCCUUUGCAACAGCUGGGGGAACAGAGCAAUCUAGCACACAUUAACCCACCCCGCCAAGUAUCCACCUGGGCUUUGCAGACCUCCUUGGUGGUGGGGAGGGCUCAGCCAGGGCGAGAAGCACACUCAUGCAGUGUAAAUGCUCUAUUGAUGCUGAAGUAGGGGGAAAAACUUUGAACGGUUCACCAAGCCUCUCUCUGUAUCAAGCUAAACUACCCCUGAAGGCAUUUUUGGCUAGAUGCCACGGCGCAGAUGAGAUUGAUAGCUUCAAGGUAUAAAUAUUUACGGUUUGACCUUGUAAUUGUUCAGUCAGCCAAGGUUUUUACAUAUAUAUGUGGGAGUGUGUGUAUAUUUAUGCUCACAAAGUAUAUCUAAAAGUCAAGCUUUUUCUCUUUGAAAGAGAAAAUGGCAGCUUUAAAUUGUUUCACUUCCCUCUCAUUCUCUUUGCUAAAUCUUCUGCGAAGAGGUUCAUCCAUCUCUGCUGGUGCUCAGGUGGCUCUGGGAGGUCUGGGGGGCACAGGGAACAAGGGGAACAAAGGAGAAGAGUUUCUCUCUUGGGACCUGGGACCAAGGUCACUGCUGGCAGCACCACCCAGCACCUUUUGGGAAAACUUAGUGCCACACAUCACAAAUUCUCCAGUUCAGCCCUUUUAUGCCUGCCCCAGACACUAGGAUGUUCCCAGGGAGGCAGCUUUGUUUUUUCAACAGCUGAAUCCCACGAGCCAUUAGCCCCACACAACAGUGCAACCAGGGGGUGUGUGGCUGAGCAUCAUGAGGAGUUUUGAGGUCCCCACCCUGAGCAUGCUUCAAGAGGGAACACAAAACCUGCCUGGAUCCUGAUGGCCAGAGGAAAGACGCAGGUAGGAGCCUCUUCUGCAGAGCAACUUUUAAGAUCCUGUCUGCCUGGAGAGGGAAACCCGGUCCUCAGGUUGCUAUGUGAGUCAGGAUGCUCUCGCUGUCUUCGACGGCUCUUGGCUCUUUUCUCCCCUGCUUCUUGAAGGUCCUGUCAACUUUAUAAGUCCAUUGGCUCACGUUACACUGCUGGCAGCUCUCUGUUUCCUCUGAAAAGUCUGUCAGUUCCUCCUGUCUCUUUGCAGGGAACCCAGCAAACAUAAAGGCAAUCAUAUAUAGAACAAUUUGGUUUUUUGCAACCGCAAAAAAGAGCAGAGCUGGGAAACCUGAGCAUCUGUCACAUUGCCUUUGUGAGGGUGUGUUUGGAGUCGAAGGGCUCCUCACAAGUACCCCCAUGUCAAGAAUUUCCCUGUCAGCUGGCUCUGGGUCAGUGAAGGUGCCUGCUGCUUCUCUUGCUGGAGCCCUGGCAUCCACCACUGGGGAGAAUUGCAUUAACAUCACACUAGGGCAGCCCAUCGAAAGAAAGAACACGUUGCAACAAAAUGCCAGAAAAUACGCUCAUUUUCACUGCCUCAGGUUGAAUCCGUGCCCCUGGUACGUCUUCUGUUUUGUUUGCCAUCUUGUGAGACUCUCUUCACUUCACUAUGAGAAAGAAUCUAGCUGGCAGCAAUUUGAUGCAUGACAAUCCUGUUAUUACAGCUGUAAAUAAUUAACGACUAGAAAAAAAAUACAGUUUUUAAUUUUUUGUUGACUUUAUUUUCUCUAUUGACUAGCUGGUAGCCACUUUCUUAAGGGAUUUCUCAUGGAAACUGUGACCUUCCUCUUUCUCUCUUUCUCUCUCAGUGUUUUCCCUUUCUUUCCCUCUCUCUCUUUCUGAGAUUUGUGUUUCAAAUGCUUUUUGGUGCACUGUUCAAUGCCUGUUUGUAUUUUUGAAUCGUAUUUUUCAACCUUUGCUGGAAAAAAAAAAAAAAAAGCCCAUUCUAACUGGCAGGAUUUUGAGUCCUGCAAUUUUUUUCAGCUUUUAGCUUUUUCAGUGAGUUAAAGCAACAGAAAAAUGUCUCAAAAAUUUACAGUGAAGUUCUGAAGAGAGAUUAGAAAACAUCAGAAACCAGAACAACAUGAACAACAUCGACAAGCUGAGUGGAUGAGGAGGACUCUUCUGACCACCUACCAGCCUCCUGGCCUAACACACCAGGCAGGACUAGACCUUUUCACUGAACUAAAUCACUCCGCUUUUCCACUCUACCCACUCUCUUGAACUCUGAUCAAAACAAAUAAAAAAAUCAUAUUUUAAAAAA